Molecule: messenger RNA, 629 nt
Organism: Peromyscus leucopus (white-footed mouse)
Lineage: Eukaryota; Metazoa; Chordata; Mammalia; Rodentia; Cricetidae
Product: protein cornichon homolog 4-like
Exons: 1
Coding region: 127-546 (139 amino acids)
Biological process (GO): endoplasmic reticulum to Golgi vesicle-mediated transport
Cellular component (GO): endoplasmic reticulum membrane; COPII-coated ER to Golgi transport vesicle
Source: RefSeq, a predicted model, not a curated record
GCCAGAUUUUUUGUUUAUAUGACAUAAUGGGAUCAUGUCACAUUGUUUAUUUAAGAUUCCCUAUGAUACUGCCUGUCCCGACAGCGUGGCCCGGAGCUGGUUUGACAGGCGGAGCUGCAGCGGAGGAUGGAGGCGGUGGUGUUCCUCUUCUUGCUCCUCGACUGUUGCGUGCUCAUCUUCCUCUCUGUCUACUUCAUCAUUACAUUGUCUGAUUUAGAAUGUGAUUACAUUAACGCUAGAUCAUGUUGCUCAAAAUUAAACAAGUGUCUCAUUCCAGAGUUGAUUGGCCACACCAUUGUCACUGUGUUAAUGCUUGUUUCAUUGCACUGGUUCAUCUUCCUACUCAACUUACCUGUUGACACCUGGAAUAUAUAUAGGUUCAUCAUGGUGCCAAGUGGUAACAUGGGAGUGUUUGAUCCAACAGAAAUACACAAUCAGGGGCAGUUAAAGUCACACAUGAAAGAAGCCAUGAUCAAGCUUGGUUUCUACCUGCUCUGUUUCUUCAUGUAUCUCUAUAGUAUGAUUCUAGCUUUGAUAAAUGACUGAAAGCUGGAGAAGCCAGGGUUGAAGCCAGCUACACUACACUGCACAAUUGAGGAGCCAGAGACUACUUAAAUCACCCUUAAAAC